Schistosoma rodhaini is the source of this 7089-nucleotide messenger RNA. The record is from the annotation of a GenBank genome assembly. NCBI's taxonomy places the organism in Eukaryota, Metazoa, Platyhelminthes, Trematoda, Strigeidida, Schistosomatidae.
GUUUCAAAUGGUAGUGCUAACGAAAGCGGCUACUACCAAUCUGGGCUUUAUGGUGUUUUUUCCUUUGCUAUGGACAAUGUUUUCUUAUCAUUGGCUGGAAAUCACCCACUAAUGGAAAAUGGAAGGUUCCCAGUGUUCUACGAUUGAAAGACUGAUAAACGGCACAUUGCGAAUUUGAUGUGCUUUUUGAUGGACAAAGCGUAAUGGUUGAAACUUGUUAAAAUGAUCCAGUUACUGAACAAAUGACACAGUACUUGUAGAAUCCAAGAGCUCAGUUGUUAAUCGUAGGCAUAUGCACUUGUGACUAAUGAUGCUACUUGCCUGCCUAAUCAUUUUAACUGGAACCGGUUUGCCACAUCUUAGUCCUCCCUGCAUCAAGUCAUGCUUAUGGUUCAAAACCCACAUUUCGCUUCUUGGACACAACUUUCAGCACAAACAGCUGGGAACGCGGCUGCUGCGGCAGCCGCUGCAGCUGCAGCAGUACAUCCGGGAGCAGGGGCACCAUUUCAAUUUCCAAACGCCAAUUCGUUCCAACAUCUUGAGUCACCUGAUUCAUCAACUGCCACCUCUCGUAGUGUCAAUUUAGAUAAUUCUCCUUCAGUCAGUGGAACAAGUAAUAAUUUUUCACUUGGUUUACAAUCAACAACACCUUUAACUUCGCAGCAUUCAAUACCAUCACAAACUCACGCACAGUCACAACAACAUCAACAGUUACAUCAACAUCAAAUACAAUUACAACAACAGCAACAACAUCAACACCAAUUACAACUUCAACAACAAAUUCAGUUACAGCAACAACAGUUUAGACAACAACAGUUACAGCAACAUUCGUUGCAACAACAAGCUAGACUUUCAAACCCAUCUCAACCACAGCAACAACAACAACAGUUGCAUCAGCAUUUGCAGCGCCAACCUGUUGUUCCUCAGUUGCAACAAAUGAAUCCGAUUUCAGGUAUUAGUCUUCAGACUACCAGUAUCAACACAUCACAGUCAUUACCGAUUGUUCUGGAUACUACUGGUUUUGGUAUGCAAAGUUCACCAACAAUUCAGACAACUCCGGCAGUUCAUAAUCAACUAUCUCCUCGAACAUCUAUACUUAAUGUAACAAAUUUCCCAUCAUUUACAACUGCUACCACUCCAGUGAAACAGAAACGAAAGUCGAAAACCACUAGUAAAAAGCCUCAAACGGAGGCUAUAUCCAGCACUACUGUUCUUAGCACAAGUAUUCCAACUUGUGAUGUAUUAAGUACAUUAUGUCCCACUUCUGCGAUAUCAUCAUUUGGUAUGAUUCCAAUGAAUGGUAGUUUAUCAUCAAUAUCCUCGACUGGUCAAACUAAUUCUAUAUCAUCUAAUGCAAUUACGUCUAGUAGUGAGACGUGUGUUUCACCAUUACCAACGACACUUUCACCAUUGCCAACACUUCCUGAAGAGAUUUUAUUAAAGAUUGAUCCUUCUCUGGGUGAUCCCCCACCACCACCACAUGCAGAUAUAACUAUUACAAAACCUUAUCAAUGUGAUAUAUGUUUCAAACGAUAUUCAGGUAUGAAAUCAUUAAAGAAUCAUAAACUAACUCAUUCUGAUAUCCGACCUCAUAAAUGUUCUAUAUGUGGUAAAGCAUUUCUUAGAGCUGAUAAAAUGCGUCUUCAUGAGAUUUCUCACUUAAAUGUUAAACCGUUUGAAUGUGCUACUUGUAAACAACGUUUCACUCGUUCUGAUAAAUUAAAAAUUCAUCAUCGUACUCAUACAGGUGUUCGUCCGUAUGCAUGCACUUUUUGUCCUAAACGCUUUACAAGAUCCGAUAAACUUAAAAUUCAUGAACGUAUACAUACCAAAGUUAAGCCAUAUGAAUGCUCCCAUUGUGGAAAAUGUUUUGCUCGUUCAGACAAAAGAAGACUCCAUGAGAAAACUCAUAUGUAUGGACCUAAACCUCGUUCUACCGGUGGAAAAAAAUCCAAGACUACAAGUGCAGCAACUGCGGCUGCAGCCGCAGCAGCAGCUGUUGUUGCUGCUGCAUCAGCGGCGUCAUUUCUAAGUGUUAACUCUAUUGGAAAGACCCUAGGUCUUCCACUCACUGUUGCCAAUCCUAUCAGUGUCAAUAAUUCUUCAUGUAGUGUGUUUGAUUUCUCUUCAAUUACAAAUGUUGGUACAACUAGUCAAAGUAAUGCAUGUUUUUCAUCAUACCAUAAUGUUAGCUCAGCUCCAUCUAAUAUGAAUGAAAAGACUGCUGAUACUCAACAGAUCCCUGCUUCUUUGUCUACGAUUUCUUUCCCUUUGCCAACUUGUCAACAGUUGCAUUUACCAUCACAACAUCAUUCUACUUUAGCUUCACUUGCAGGAAUUGCUCAGUAUCAUCCAGCUUUAUUUUCCGCUCAUCCACGACAAUUUCCUCAUACCUCGACAGCAGCUAAUCCUGUUUCCAUUUAUGCAACAAAUCAAACUACUUCUAUGGGAUUUACAACCGCUAAUUCAGGAUCUUAUCCUCAUGCGCAAGUAAUGCCCUUUCUAGUCAAUUCUAAUAACACAGGUGCAUCUUCUUCAAUCUCAUUUUUGGGAACUAAUGCGGUUUCGGACAGUGGCAACAAUAACUGUUCAGUUGCCAACACUUCUGGUGUCUAUCAAAGCUCUUCUUCUCAGAAAAUGGGAGCAGAUGUAACUUCAUUUCCGGUUAGUACGUCUGGGCUAACACAGCGAACAGGAAUAUCUUCAAUUGCUGAUCCUGUCUCUGUGAAUCCAACAUCGACUACAGUGGCGAAUACGAAUAUUGCAGCUGUAAUGGCUGCGGCAGCAUUAGGUCGUCAGUUUCAUCAAACUCAACAACAAUAUCCGCAGAUAGUAGCUUAUUCAGCUUCUCAACAAAUCCCUAAUGUUUCAGCCUUCAUUCAUCAACAACAGCGCCAACAACUCCAGGAAAACCAACAAUCACAAGAAACUGGACAACAACAAAGCCAACAGCAGGCACAUUUUGUUCAUCACCAAACACAAUCUAAACAAAUUCAGUCACAACAACAUCAACCUCAACAGACACAACAACAACAACAACCUAGAUCUCAAUUCCAAUUCUAUCAACCUCAGUUUGCUCAUCAGUUUCAGCAUUCAACUGGUCAGUUACAGCAGGACCAUCAACAUCAAAUGCUGCAACACCAACAACAAGUUAUUCAGUUGCAUCAACAACUUCAACAACAACAGCAACAAACUCAACAACAACAAACUCAGACUCAUCAUCAACAGCAACAGCUUAUGCAACAACAUUCCGCCAUGCUUCAACAACAGGGUCUCAUUUCACCUGCUCAUUCUGGCACAUCAGUUGCUGCGUUUAGUUUAUUCCCUCAAGCAGCUGCACAAUUUAUACCUGGUGUAGUACCAGCUCAGUAUGCGGCAGCGGCGGCAGCAGCAGCGGCUCAUUCAACGCACCAACAAUAUAUGCAAGUGCAACAUCAACAGUAUUUGGCUGCAGCCGCUGCCGCCGCCGCAGUUGUUUCUUCCUCCUCAUCUUCGUCUUCUUCUGUACCAAUUCAUUCAUUGACACUUACAACAUCGCAUCAAUUAAACAGUACAACAACAAUUACACCGACAACUAGUUCCAUUGUCGCUUAGCUUUUUUAUAUUUGAAUCCAACUUUUACGUUAUGUUAUGUGUAUAUCCAUUUGAAAGUAACUUUCUUCUUCAGUCGAUAUUAAUGGUGAUGACGCAAACAAUUUUAUGAAAGAUAUACCAGAAUCAAUCUUUUCUUCACUAUAUAUUACCAACCGGUUUUUUUUAUGAAGUGAAUUUGCAUUUGACUUUUUCACAUUAUGUUAUAUAAUGUUAAAUUGGGUCUCUUUUUUUCUUCUUAGAUACAGUGUAGUGCACAAUCAUAUCGAUUUUGUGAACUAUUCUGUUCCUUUUUGUACAGACAUUUAUUGACACGUUUGUUUGUUUACUAACCGACAAUCAGCUAUUUUAGAAUACCGUAACUUCAAACACUAUACUUCUUAAUAUGCAUUUGAAUCAUAUUUUUUUCGGCGAAAGAGACUCUAUUUCGUGGUUCUUCAUCUUUCCAUUUCGUCAUAGUCUAUUAAUAUAAUAUAUUUAUGUAAUAUGUGUAAGCAACCUUAAUUCAUUGUUUCCUCCUCUUCUAACUCUUAGGUUUUGAAUUUUUUUUAUGUCAGGUUGAAUUUAAACUAAUAUUUCUUUAUUUGUCAUUAUUAUUGUUGUCCAUCUCUGUCAGACUAUUAUAUUUGUUGUUACCAUUAUAGUAAAUUAUAGCUUGUUGUUAAUACUUUCAUCGACUCUAUCCUCGUAAUUUCAUCCAUUUUUAAUACGAAUAAAAAAUAUACAUCAAAGUUGGGUUUCUAUGUGUAUAUUUAUUUAUUAUCUUGUGUAUUCUGAAAUCUAUUUACCUCACCCUAUAUUGCAUCUUUACUUCAAAAAAAGUCUUAUUCCUUCUGUGCAGAUACUUUUCUUGCUUCUUUUAGUUUGACUUGUUUUCUGCUUCUCCUGAACUGGGCUAUUCUUUUGUUUCAGUGCAAUCUAUGCUAAUUGUUAGUAUUCAGUAUGUAUGCUAUACACACACUAUGUAAAACACAAGCGCAACCGAUAAAAACCGUUCUUUUCUCUUCUUGAUUUUUUCUGACUUCAUUCUUUAUCAUAUUCCAUUUACCAACCUACCUCUAGAAAAAAUAGCAUAUUUUGUCUUCUGUGUAUAUGUCCUUUCAAAUAGCAAAAUUUUCCCGCUUGCAAAUGCGUGACAGUUUACUUAUCCCAUUUUUUCUUUAAGCAUUUUUCCCGACUUUCAUCAGUUUGUAAAAGAUUUUCAAACCGACAAAUACACGGAUUGGUCUCAUCAUUUUUUGAUUUUAAUUGUCACAAUUUUUUUUCUGUCUUACUCCGUCAAAUUAGUUUUCUCUGGACCAUCCUGGUAAUGAAUUUAUUCUUACCAAUAAAGUAUAUAUAUAUAUAUAUAUAUAUAUAUAUAUAUAUGCAUAUACCUGUGGCUCAUUGCAUUUUCUUAUUAUAAUUGCUAUCACUAUCAAUACUAUCGCUGAUCAUUAAGUUUAAUUUAUUUUAUGAAAAACAGCUAAUAAACUGCUUAGUGUUCCCACUUUACUUAGGAUACUAUAUAUAUACCAGGUUACAAUGCAUCUUUAAUAUCCAGAUUCAUAAUUGCAUGCAGUGUUACAACAGAGCAUGUGAACCAAAACUUCAUGUAGAUAUUUUCAUUUUGUGUUGAUUUUUAUUCCUACUUUAUUAUUAUUUCUUAUUCUCCAUUGAAAUAUAAUCAAAAUCAUGUAGACAAAGUUAUUUUUUAAUUUCAACUCAAUGAAAUUGUUGGUUCUUUUUUUCUCUAGAUGAACGUUUACAUAUUCUGUAUGUGUCUGUUCCUGUAUUCUUGUGUGUGUGUGUGUGUUGUAUGUUGUUAAGUGGAUGUGUCCAUUUAUUUUGUUUGUUUAUUGGAGAGUAUGUGUUAUUAUGUAAAAAGAAAAUAAUCUCCAAUUUAAGUAUACAACUAUUAUUAAUACUACUGUUGCAUUUUUAAUCGAGUUCUCUGUUUUUGUUCUUUUGUUCAAUUUUAUUUUGUUUUUUUAUAUACAUAUAUAGUUAUAAUGAUAAUUUUCCUUUGUUACGUUUAUGUGGAUAGGAUUGUUUUUCUGUGUGAAUUCAUUAGCAUAAAUAUUUUCAAGAUAAAUGUAAGUUUAGUCUAGGCAUAACACCUCCAGUUUAUAUUUCCUACGACUGCAUGAAAAUGUCUACUUAUUCUCGUAACCUGUAGUUGGGCGAUUUUAGAUGACAUCGUUUUGAAGUUUUGUUAACAACAAUACUGUUUCAUCAACUUUUAUUUAGUGUUUGUAGUAGUAGUAACUCACCGUAACUCUGUGUUUUUCCCCUGUUAUUUUCGGGCCAUAGUUCUCUUUUCUAUCCUUGCUCGAUGUUUUUUCGAAAUGCGGUAACUUUGUUCGAUGAACUACGAUUUUAGGUGUCCGACCUGUAAACUAUUUAUGAUCACGAGUUAAAAACUUCAUUUGUGUCAGCGUAAGCACUCAAGUCAAACAAUCAGUCAUACGCAGCGUAAAAUCUGGCUCAUGUGUUUGUCGGUUUAAGUUGCGAUACCCAGUUGGCACAGUGAAAUGAAAUUGUCAAGGCAAAUCCCAAGGUGGCAAACGUAGUAACAGUAUGAGUGGUAAUAGGAAAGAUUAGUCACAGAAGAUACUAUGCGUAAAGAAAGUAUGGUUUGGUCAAAUAAAAAGAUAAGGUAAUUUAUAAACGUUGGGUCUGUGCUAUUGAGAACGAUUUUCAGCCAUUACCCAAUGUCUAGGUAUUGGUUACAAUGAUCAAAUAGACCUCAACUAUGUAGUCUGCAACUGCCUACAUGGUUUUUGAACAGUUAGUGUCUUCGUGGGUUGAUGCAAUUUUUUGGUGUGACUCUCUAGCUUCUAUCGUCACGCAUCGAGUUAGCUGGGAAAUGAGCAUUCGUUAUACAUGUCUUAACCAUCUCAGUCAAUAAAGGCCACCUCACCAAUCGAUUCGUCAUUUUUACAUACCUAAUGCCUUCUGUCGAGCGUCAGGUUUUCUAACUCGAUGAUGCCAACACAUACGAGGAAUCGUUCAAAGACAACCUUUGAUUGAACACUAGUGACUUAAGAGUAUCUUCUAUUUUUAAGGGCCGAAUUUCAUGACGAUAAUUAAAACAAACUUCUGCUUUGUAUAUUCGUCCUUUAGCUAGGAAAUGGAUAUUUCACCUUCGCGGCCGGUUUAUAAAAUCCGAUUGAGAUUCCGUAAUUCGUACGUCCAAUUAGCGAUUUUAAUAUUCACGUGGUAAAUGCCCCAUAACUGGUUAUACGCACGUGCAGUUAUUGAUUUUCAGUUUCUAACACACACCCGCAUAUAAGCUUUUUUUACUUUCUAGUUUGUAAAUUACACACUAGCUCAGUCUACGUAAAUGCUCAAAAUCUGUAUGCUUUUACGAAGUUUUGCACGAGAUUAUAAAGUAUGUGUUACACAUACUGGCUGGGAAGUUUCUUAGUAUGUACAAGAACCUAGUUAUAUUUUCAGCAUCCUAUCUGUCUACUUGGAAGUACAUAGUAGCACUAGUGCUCCUGAAAUGCAUUGGAC